AUGGUAAUCACCAAAGAGUUUGAUGAGAAAGCCUACAAAUGGGUACGGACACUUUUCGUGAGUGGCCUCCCGGUGGACAUCAAGCCCCGAGAACUCUACCUCCUUUUCCGACCAUUUAAGGGUUAUGAAGGAUCACUGAUCAAGCUAACAUCCAAACAGGUAAUGCCUCUCCUUAACACCUGUCCUGGCAUCCACUCACUUCUAGAUGAUCUGACUGGGGCUGCCCUGAUUCCGGCAUCUCCAGAGGCAUGGGCUCCCUACCCCCUGUACACCACGGAGCUUACCCCUGCCAUCCCACAUGCAGCUUUCACCUAUCCAGCUGCUGCAGCUGCUGCCGCUGCUCUUCACGCUCAGAUGCGCUGGUACCCUCCUUCUGACGCAACCCAACAAGGAUGGAAGUCCCGGCAGUUCUGUUAGUUUUAAGCUGCUUUUGGCCCACAUUUCCCCCUCUUGUCUCUCUCCAUGGACUGAUGCACGAAGGAUGAAGGAAUCUUUGGGAACCUCCUCUCUCUCGGCCUUUCCCCUGGACACCAUCGAAGUGCCCAACGUCACUUGGCCGUGUUAUGAAUGAAGCGAUGGAUUUCCCCCUUCCAAAACUGUGAACGUCCUCUCCUCCUCCGUCUCUUCCCCAGGGUCAUGGCUGCCCUUCUCCCAGCUCUCUUCCCCCUUCCCCUCAACCUGCUAAGCCCCGCCACCUUAACUCUUGCUGAGUUUCUCCUCCUGCUUACCUUUUGAGUCCCUUUUAGGAGAAACUCAACCGUGUUGAUACAACCCCCCCCCCCCAUUUCGUGUGGGCGUGCGCGUACGUAUGUUCCCAGCUGGGAUGCUGGCACGCAGUCUAGCCUAGCUGCGUACAGUGCAAUAUCUAAGAUUUUUUUCUCAUCCAGAACCUUGUGUUUGCAGUUUUGCUGAAGGAAGCAAAAAAAGAAAAAAGAAAAGACAAUUCAGUUUUGCAUGUUUUCUGGCAUGACUAUAAAACACUUUAACAUGGUGGGUGUGUGAGUGUGCAGAAUUCGUUUUUUGGUCUAGCAUUUGUGUAACCAUAGCAGUAGAUCUUGGGACUUAACUAUUGAUCACUAAACUUUUGUUUUCAUCUCGCUUCUGUCAAGGCUUGGCUUUUGAAAACAAAACCACUUCCUGUCUUCUUUCUUUCUUUCUUUCUCUCUCUCUCUCUCCCCACCCCCUUUCUCCUCUUCUUCCUCCUCUGGGGUAUCUUUCCCUGUUCAGCCUUGACUAGAAUUUGAAAUAAGAAAAUUUUUUUCUUCAAAGUACAGAGCACUGGGUUUCCGGUCCAAUUUUGCCCUUCCCCAAUUUAAGUCAAGAGUUGUUGGGUUUUUGUUUAUUUUAUUUUUUUUGUUGUUGUUGUUCUUCUGUCAAACUUCUAUCUAUAGAACAGCUGUAAAAUAUUUCACUUUUUUUCUUUCACAUCCUUGGGAUUGGAAAGAAUUCAGUCUUGCCAAAUCAGCAAUCCUUAUGGGAAUACCGAACAAAGAUGUACGAGUAUUUUUGUACCAUGUCUAAUAAGGAAAUAUUUAUGCAUCAUGCAAAGAUUUUGUGUGGUUUUUGUGCAAUUAAUUAUUACAGAGUAUAAUAAUAAUAAUAAUAAUAACUGUAAUCUGUAAGAUGAGUUUAAUGUUUAGUUAAAAGCUUGAAGAGAAAAGACUUUUUUUCUGUAACUGAUUCAGUCAGGCAUAGUAACGAGAAAUUGCACAGUUAUUUUUUUUUGUUUUGUUUUGUUGAUAUUUUAUUGCUUGGUAUUUGGAAGUCCUUUAAGUAUUAUAUUGAACUAUGGCUGUCUCGCUUUGUAUCAAGAUCGUUGAAUAAGUUGCUAUAUCCUUUGAGAAUGUGAAACUGGAUAAUAUAUGAAUUGUACUCA
This is a messenger RNA of Thamnophis sirtalis, 1876 nucleotides long. The record is from RefSeq and is a predicted model, not a curated record. NCBI's taxonomy places the organism in Eukaryota, Metazoa, Chordata, Lepidosauria, Squamata, Natricidae.